This is a messenger RNA of Rhagoletis pomonella (apple maggot), 1853 nucleotides long. RefSeq names its product dTTP/UTP pyrophosphatase. The transcript has 5 exons. Gene Ontology annotation, molecular function: nucleoside triphosphate diphosphatase activity. The coding region runs from base 595 to 1263 and encodes 222 amino acids. The record is from RefSeq and is a predicted model, not a curated record. NCBI's taxonomy places the organism in Eukaryota, Metazoa, Arthropoda, Insecta, Diptera, Tephritidae.
GAUUACUUUGUAUUCGUACAAAGUAUAAUGUUCCAUAAUGCCGCACUACAAAAUAUUGACAAUGUAUACUGUUCCAAAACGCAUCCGAAAAGUUAUUGAAACGUAUCGCAGAGUAAUGAGCGCAUAGCUAAUAGAGUUGAUGCUUCGUUUGUUUUUGGUUCCGAUUCUUGUUGUGAAAAUGGAAAAUACAGAAAAAUUUAUUUUUCAUUGUUACAUUGAAUAUUUAAAAUAUGCAAUUUAUAUGUUGCAAUGUUUCGCGACUCUGCAUACACAAACAGUUUGAAUACCGCAGUACAAAAGUAUCCAAACAUUGUAUUGAUACGUUUUGGAAGUCAGCCAAAUUAAUAUGUUUGCUGUACAUAUAUUUAAUAACUUUUGAUAUUAAAAUUUGAGUGUGAAAUAAUGCAAUAUUCCUCAUUAUAUGCUAAUAUGUGAUUGAAAGAAAAACACAGUUGUGGAGGCAAGAUUUCUCUUGAGCUCAUGGAACAUAGCUUAUGCUAAGAUCAUCUGUAGAAGGAAACACAUCUGAUAUAUUGAACACGCUUCCAUUUAUUCUAUUUACUUUUGUUGUCUGCUGGAUUAACGAUUAAUAAAAUGUUGGCAGCAGUAAAACAUUUACUUGCACAAAAACGUAUAGUAUUGGCAAGCAGCUCACCACGUCGCCAAGAACUUAUCAAAUCAAUAGGAGUCGACAUUGAAUUAUGUCCAUCUAAUUUCGAAGAAAACUUGGAUUACCGCGACUUCAAGGAGUUCUCACAAUUUGUCGAGGCUACAGCGGCUGGCAAAGCUGAGGAGGUAUAUCAACGUCUACAUGCCGCAGAUCCGACAGCCGAUUUAUUGGUUAUUGGCGCUGACACAAUGGUCACGUUGGGCAGUGACGUUUAUGGGAAACCAAAAGAUGCAACCGAUGCGGUGCGCAUGUUGACCAAUCUCUCUGGCAAAUGCAAUCGUACACAUACAGGGAUUGUGAUCAGACACGAUAAAGGUAUACGCCAGUUCACUGAGACCACUGAUGUAUAUUUCGGUGAUUUGAGCAAUGCGCAAAUACAAGAUUAUGUAAAAAGCGGAGAGCCACUCGACAAAGCAGGCGCCUAUGGUAUACAAGGAAUUGGUGGUUCUUUAAUUUCCAAAAUUAAUGGCGACUACUAUUGUGUAAUGGGUUUACCACUACAUCGCUUGUGCAAGGAGUUGUGCGCUUUGUUGGAGGACCCAAAUUCGCCUGAGAAUGGAUGUCCUGCAGAAAAGAAAACCAGAAUUGAAUAAAAUGUUAGUUAUUGAUCUAAGCAACAGCAUUUAAAGAACCAAAGCAAUUAAGAGGCUUUUAGUUAUUCUUAUAUAAAUACUUAUAUUAGGUUCUGAUAUGCCAAAUUUAAGCAAUCAAAUGUGAAAAGACAAACCCGCAGCAGAUUUUUAGACAGACAAUACACUACUUAAAUCAAAUAGACCUAUUAGCAUGAUAAGCAUGAUCGAUGAAUAUGAUUUAAUAGAAUUGAGGUGGUUUUAAAGAAUUUUUACUUUUAAUAAGCUAUUAUCUAGAAUUAUUUUUCUGAGUUGAUGGUUAUUUGAAUUCUUAUUUUUAUUUCCUUCAAGUUAUUUUAAGUACGUAUAGUUUUUGAAACUACAAAACCAAGCCGUUGCAAAACGACCACUAUGUGUUGUAGCCAUAUAUGUAAUACCCCUAUAUUGGUAGUAAGCAUUCCGAAAUCAAGCGGAUGGUACUAGCUCAUACUGCCAAUAUAGGAGUAUUACAUAUGUAUAUGGUUGGAGCAAUCAGCGCAGCUCCCGAAAAAAUUUAUAAUUUUUAGCGUGUUUUGACAACCUUUGAAAUAAAAAUAAUUUUUAUUUAGAUAAUA